Messenger RNA from Setaria italica (foxtail millet), 506 nucleotides. RefSeq lists its product as uncharacterized. The transcript is spliced from 2 exons. Bases 65 to 298 code for a protein of 77 amino acids. Lineage: Eukaryota; Viridiplantae; Streptophyta; Magnoliopsida; Poales; Poaceae. The record is from RefSeq and is a predicted model, not a curated record.
UGAGACUUCCCUGUCUCUGUUCGUCUUCGUCUCCGGCGAGCAAAGCGGCGGCGAAAAGGGAGGGAUGGGGUACCUCUGGCGGGUGCGGCUGUCGUCGUUCGCUGCCGGCGCGGCGACGGCGUCGGCAGCGGGGUUCUUCCUCCUCUACAAGGACCACCUCCUCGCUCGCGCCACCAUCGCCCGGCAGGUGGAGGAUAUUAAGGAAGCUUCUGAAAAGCAUUAUGAAGCCCUAAAUAAGAGGAUAUCAGCACUGGAAAGCAGAAAAGAACCAGGAGCUAUUAAAGAGGCAUCAGAUUAGUUUAAUGAGUUGGGCUUAUGUAUCGGUUACAUCCGCCCAGGUGUUUUUGAUUGCUGCAUGUGGUAUAAACUGCAGCAUUUAAAGCUGUACUAUUGUGUUGUUGGAAUUCUAUGAACCCUGAUUUUGACUUGUGUUACACUUCUGCAUGGCCAUGUCAAUGCCAUCUUCUUGAGAUGGACAAAGAUCAAAUAAAUGCAUUUUUUUAUUA